This is a messenger RNA of Anneissia japonica, 419 nucleotides long. RefSeq names its product major facilitator superfamily domain-containing protein 4A-like. The record is from RefSeq and is a predicted model, not a curated record. NCBI's taxonomy places the organism in Eukaryota, Metazoa, Echinodermata, Crinoidea, Comatulida, Comatulidae. The coding region runs from base 96 to 419 and encodes 107 amino acids. The transcript is spliced from 3 exons.
AUUAUGGUUUUGUUUUGCAGACUGGCUGUUUUGCUGCCAUAGCUGUUGAACUCAACUUCCGUCAUGAUGCCCAUGCUCUAUUUAUCUGCACAAGCAUGUUCGGUCUUUUCCUCAGCAGUAUUUAUCCCACUGUCAUUGCUUUAGCAGAACAAUACAUCCACAUGACAGGAUUUGUGACAAGCUGUGUGGUGAUAGGGGCAGCAUCAGGAGAGAUGGCUUUCCCAGUCAUUGUUGGUCGACUGUUCUUUGCAUUUGGACCUCCAAGUUUCUUCAUAUUUUGUACAAUAGUAAGCUUCAUCGGGAUAUGUGUGUACAUUGUGCUCUGUUGUAUAGGGCAAUACCACAUGCGCUCACGUAAGUAUCAACUAAUUCUCAAAUAUCAAAUUGCAUUACGCUCCCUUUAUUGUAGAGGUGGUUGA